AUGAGUAACGUUGCUGCUAGUCAUGAGGGAUUCAGCAUCCCGCUGAUCAACUUUUCUGCCUUCCUUAAUGGCACGCCGGAAGAGCGUACACGGACUGCGAAAGAGAUUCUACAUGGAUUCAAGACUGCGGGCUUCAUAUACUUGCACAGCCUUCCUCUGUCGCCCUCACAACGCCAACAGGUAUUUGACGCAUCGGCAAAUUACUUUUCGCUUUCUCUGGAGACAAAAUUAUCCCAUUUAAUGCCGUCGGUGGAGUCGAAUAGGGGAUACUCGGCAAACGGACAAGAGAAGCUUGGCUCUGAGGAGUCGCCAGACAUUAAGGAGACACUGCACAUUGGUAGAGAAAAAGACCCCAAAUACCCCAACAUAUGGCCUGCGGAGAUUGGGAGGUUGGUUGGCUUCAAGGAUACCAUCGGGGGUUUCUUCGACUUCUGCACUAAAAUGGUAAACGAGGUCAUGCGGGCCAUUGCCGUUGGGCUCGGCAUUGAUGAAAACUACUUUGAAGAGUACAUGUCAGAUGGUGAUCACAAGCUGAGGUUGCUACACUAUCCAGAGGUGAGUACGGAGGUGUUUCAAUCAAACGUCAACAAAGUUCGAGCUGGGGCGCAUACAGACUACGGCGCUAUUACUCUCUUAUUCCAGGACAGCCGCGGAGGGCUCCAAGUCAAGACACCCACAGGAGAGUAUGCGAAUGCCACGCCAAUUGAAAAUACGGUUGUAGUCAACGCUGGCGAUCUCCUGGCGAGAUGGAGCAACGAUUUGAUCAAAUCAACGGUGCACCGCGUGGUAGAGCCCCCUCUACUGAGGAAAACAUACUGCAGAUUUUUUGGAGGUCCACACGAGGACAGUUAUAUUGAUGCAAUCCCUGGAACCUUCGUUACUGAUGCCGAUAAGAAAUAUAAGGGAGUAAAAAGUGGCCAAUACUAUAUAGAUAGAUUGACCGCUACGUACUAA
Molecule: messenger RNA, 954 nt
Organism: Talaromyces proteolyticus
Lineage: Eukaryota; Fungi; Ascomycota; Eurotiomycetes; Eurotiales; Trichocomaceae
Exons: 3
Coding region: 1-954 (317 amino acids)
Molecular function (GO): dioxygenase activity
Source: RefSeq, a predicted model, not a curated record